AGCUUAAAUUUCCUUAGCACCAUUCAAAGUUACUGUACCCAAAGAAAGAAAAAAAAAGUGGGAAAACACAAUACUAUACUAGAAUAAUAUACACAUGAUCCAAACAGCAUAAUUGCAAGGUAGCAGCUAGUAAUAUGAGCUAAGAGUUAAAUGGCAGAAACUGCAGUAUUGUUUGCCCUUGGGAAACUGUUCCAAUUCCUAGAAGAAGAAACAAAUCGGCUGAAAGGUAUACACAGAUUUUUCAGACAUCAAAGAUGAACUAGAAAUCAUUCAAUCCUUCCUCAAAGAUGCAGACAAAAGGGCUGCAGAUGAAGCGGACGCCAAUGAUGGAAUAAGAACAUGGGUGAAGCAUAUGAGAGAAGCAUCAUUUCGCAUUGAAGAUGUCAUUGACGAAUACCAUCGGCUAAUGCAUAGGGUCAAUCCUCUUGGAUGCAGAUCUUUAGUCUGCAAGAUUGCAAGCUUGAUCAAAACUUUGAUUCCCCAUCAUCAGAUAGCAUCUGAGAUUCAGGACAUUAAGUUGUCAAUUCGUGGAAUCAAGGAAAGAAGUGAGAGGUAUAACUUUCAAAUUUCAAGCAGCAACAGCAGUAGAGAGACAGAAAAUGGAAGAUGGCGAGAUCCUCGACUGUCUUCCCUAUUCAUUACAGAAACAGAAGUUGUAGGAAUUGAAGGUCCAAAAGAAGAAUUGUCUGGUUGGUUAUUGGAUGGUGCAGCGGAACGUACAGUCAUAUCAGUGGUAGGAAUGGGGGGCCUAGGAAAAACCACUCUUGCCAAGCUAGUUUUUGAAAGCCAAAAGGUAUCAGCACACUUUGAUUGUUGUGCUUGCGUAACAGUUUCUCAAUCAUACACUGUGAGAGGUUUGUUGAUAAACAUGAUGGAGCAAUUUUGUCGGGGAACUGAAGACUCUCUUCCGCAGAUGUUACACAAAAUGGAUGACCGGUCACUGAUUAUAGAAGUGAGGCAAUACCUGCAACAUAAGAGGUAUUUGAUAUUCUUUGAUGAUGUAUGGCAACAAGAUUUCUCUGACCAGGUUGAAUUUGCGAUGCCUAAAAACAAUAAAGGUAGUAGGAUCAUAAUCACCACUAGAAUGAUGCAAGUUGCGGAUUUUUUCAAAAAAUCCUUUCUAGUAUAUGUUCACAACCUGCAACUUUUGCCUCCAAACAAAGCAUGGGAACUUUACUGCAAGAAGGUGUUUGGAUUUGAACUUGGUGGGAAUUGUCCAUCGGAGCUUCAGGAUGUAUCGAAAGAAAUUGUUCGAAAAUGCAAGCAGCUUCCUCUAGAAAUUGUAGCCAUUGGUGGUCUACUUUCAACAAAAUCUAAAACAAUUAUUGAAUGGCAAAAGGUGAGUCAAAAUCUGAGCCUGGAAUUAGGACGUAAUGCCCAUUUAACGAGUCUAACAAAGAUUCUGUCACUUAGUUACGAUGGCCUUCCUUACUACUUGAAACCAUGCAUUUUGUAUUUUGGUUUAUAUCCAGAGGACUAUGUUAUUAAUCAUAGGAGAUUAACUCGACAAUGGAUAGCUGAAGGGUUUGUUCAAUUGCAAGAGAGAAGAACUCCGGAGCAAGUUGCAGAGGAAUACUUGUCUGAAUUGAUUCAAAGAAGUCUGGUUCAGGUCUCAAAUGUUGGCUUUGAAGGAAAAGUUCAAACAUGUCAAGUACAUGAUUUACUGCGGGAAGUGAUCAUUAGAAAAAUGAAGGAUUUAAGUUUCGGUCAUAGUGUGCAACAAGAUAGUGAAUCAGUCGUGGUUGGAAAAACUAGACGCCUAUCUAUAGCCACUAGUCCAAACAAUGUACUAAGGAGCACUAUUAAUCCACAUUUUCGUGCUAUUCAUGUGUUUGAAAAAGGUGGAUCUCCGGAGCAUUUCAUAGGUAUACUUUGUUCACGGUCUCGGAUUCUGAAGGUUCUUGACAUUCAAGGUACAUUGUUGAAUCAUAUCCCUAAAAACUUGGGGAAUCUUUUUCACUUGAGGUACAUUAACCUAAGGAAUACGAAAGUAAAGGUUCUUCCUAAAUCUGUAGUGAGCUGUAUAACUUAGAGACAUUGGAUUUAAGAGAAACACUUGUGCAUGAGAUACCAAGUGAAAUAAACAAGCUGAAAAAUUUACGGCAUCUUCUUGCUUUCCAUCGUAACUUUGAAGAAAAAUAUUCUGCUCUAGGCUCGACAACUGGUGUGCUGAUGGAAAAAGGUAUUAAAAACAUGACUUCCCUACAAAAUUUUUAUUAUGUGCAGGUAGAUCAUGGGGGAGUGGAUCUCAUUGAAGAGAUGAAGAUGCUUAAGCAGUUAAGGAAGUUGGGUUUAAAGCAUGUAAGAAGAGAACACGGGAAUGCCAUAAGUGUGGCAGUAGUAGAGAUGCAAUACCUUGAAUCACUUAAUAUCACUGCAAUAGCCGAGGAUGAAAUUAUUGACUUAAACUUUGUGUCAACCCCGCCAAAACUUCGUCGGCUUCAUUUGAAAGCUAGACUAGAGAAGUUGCCUGAUUGGAUUUCAAAGUUUGAAUGUCUUGUUCAGAUAAUGAUGGCGUUAUCCAAGCUGACAGAUGAUCCUAUGCCAUCACUGAAAAACUUACCAAAUCUUCUGAAGCUCAAUUUGUUGGAGAAUGCCUAUGAUGGUGAAUUUUUGCAUUUUCAAAAUGGAGGAUUUAAGAAAUUGAAAGAACUAUUUCUCAGUCAUAUGAAUCGAGUAAAUUCUAUCCUUAUAGAGAAAGGAGCUUUGCUCUCUCUUGAACGUCUAAGAAUGGAAAAGAUUCCCUGCCUGAAGAAGGUACCCUCUGGCAUCCAAUUCUUGGAUAAACUCAAAGUCUUCGACUUAGUUGAUAUGCCAGAUGAAUUUGUUACGAGCAUUGAUCCAGACAAAGGACACGACAAUUGGAUUAUCAAGAAUGUUCCUCUUGUAUUAAAUCGUCACUGGAUUGGUCCAAAAUACUUUGAUUAUCAGAUUCACACUAUUAACUCAUCCUACAAGGAUUCCUGAAUCCUAAGCAAUUGAGAAUGCUCUGGUGUCUACCUAGCUUCAAAGAAGAUGGUACCUUUCCUCCAUGUUACAGCUCAAAGAUAACGUAUUUUGUUCUUCAUUCCACUAUGGUCCUUCAAUCCAAAAGAUUUUCUUCUCAUCCUGCAAUUGUCAAGGAAAUGUGGAUUCAGUUCACCUAAGUAACUUUAGCUUUUAUUUCUUACUUUUCUUAUCUUGUAAUCAAGAACUAUACAUGGACUCCAUUCAGAUAUCAAUUUGACAUUUCUUUCA
Molecule: messenger RNA, 3237 nt
Organism: Medicago truncatula (barrel medic)
Lineage: Eukaryota; Viridiplantae; Streptophyta; Magnoliopsida; Fabales; Fabaceae
Product: disease resistance protein RPM1
Exons: 1
Coding region: 353-2032 (559 amino acids)
Biological process (GO): defense response to other organism
Molecular function (GO): ADP binding
Source: RefSeq, a predicted model, not a curated record